GGUGUCAGCUGUGUUUACAUGUUACUUCCGUGCAUGUGCUCAUUCUGGUCUCUCUCAUCCAGCUCAACAUGAUCAAUCUUCUCUCCUGCUGAGCAUUAAGGGAGAUGAAAUUAGAGAAGCCAGCUGGUCAACAGUUCCACAAGUGAAUUGCAUCAUGGAGGAGGAACUACUGGCUCUCAGAUGGAACAAUCACUUGUCUACCUUUGCAGCAUUACUCUCAGACCUGCGUAAUGAGGAAACAUAUUCAGAUGUGACUAUUGCCUGUGGUGGGAGCCUCUAUCCCGCUCACAAGUUUGUGUUAUCAGCAUGUAGUGAAUAUCUGCGUGCCAUGCUGUGUGCCCACCCAAACAAACAUCCCAUCCUCUACCUCAAAGAUGUACCGAAGGAGGACUUGGAGGCCAUCUUGGACUACAUGUAUGCAGGGACAGUGAGAGUGGCUCACUCUGGCUUGGCUUCUCUCCUGCGUACUGCUGAAGGAUUGCAAGUAAAAGGUUUAAUCCUCACUGAACAGUUCAGUGGACAUGUAAAUAAGCUGUCACAGUCCAGUACAAAGAGGAAACUCGAGGAAGAUGACAACAAGCAGCUGCAUCCUAGCACUUCUUACAAACAUCCACGAAAAGUCACAAACAGAACAGUGCCGCCAACACCUGCGACCUGUGUCACUCCUUCCUCGAGUGCCACAACACCAGCUCCACCAUCCUCAGAACUGCCCGAGCUGAUGAGGUCAUCAGCCAGACUGUACAAGCAAGAGUACAUUGGUAUAUGGGAUGAGAAGAGUAACCAAGAAUUAGAGGCUGGUGACUCUGGCUGUAUAGGAGAGUCAAUUUGUUACUCUGAAAAUGACAAACAGAAUGAGGGUCAAGUUGACACUCUUAAGAUAAAAGAAGAAUCACAAGAUCCCGAGGACUCAAACAGCCAAGAAGCCAAAGAUGAGAACAACAGUGAGGACCAAGAGGUGGAUAUUAAAGAUGAGGUACUGGAUUGGAAGGAGGAGGAGGAGGAGGAGGAGGAGGAGAAGGCAGCCAAUGAAAGAGAUGUUAAUAAAGAUGAGGAAGAAGAAGGUUUUGAAGGAUUUGAAGAAACAGAAAAGGAUGAAAAUGAGGAUGAGGAUGAGGAUGAACCGCCAGAAAGUGGGGACGUGAAGGAUGUUAAGCCGAAGGAAGAUUUAUCUCCUCACACUCAGUCGUCAAAGGAUCCAAAUCUUGCAAGCUUCUUGGAGGUGAUGUGCACCGAGAACGACGUAGCAAAAGAGAUAAAAGAAGAAUCGGGAGACACCAGUUACGGGGAUUCAUCAGUGGUGCCAAACGGACAGAGAGAAGGAUCAUCACGAGCCCUGAGUCAGCAGUGUCCAUUUUGCCUGAAGCUGCUGACGACCCGGUCCAACCUUCAGCGUCACAUUGCCACCCAUCACCAGCGACAGUCUUUCACAUGUGGAACGUGUGGGAAAACAUUUACUCGCAAGGAUCGUCUGACUGAACACGAGAAGCUUCACACUGGAGAAGCGCCGUACACUUGUGAGGAAUGUGGCAAGAGUUUUUCAAGACGAGAUAACCUGAACGUGCACCGACGCACCCACACAGGUGAGCGGCCAUUUUCGUGUGAUGUAUGUGGUAAGACAUUUUCUCGUAAGGAAUACAUCAGUGAACACAUGGCUGUUCACUCGGACCAUAAACGGUUCUCAUGCAGAUGGUGCAGUAAAGAAUUUAAACACAAACAGAGCUUGAGGCACCACAUGAAAAGUGCCCACGACUCUGUCAAGGUGAGUGAGCCCCAGAGUGUGCCACUCAUUAUGCAAAUAAAUUACACUGAUGAAAGUGUAUAAGGUACGUAUUGGAAAUAUUGAAAGAUUUUGUUGCCAUUUAUCAAGUUUUGUUACUGGUUAUGCAAGAAUUUUUAUCAGAAUUAAGCAAUCAAAAUAUUUACCUGUGAUAAUUAACAAAGUAUAACUGUUAUUAGAGCCUUACUAGAUUGAUUUUUUUUUUUUAGCAAGAGUUUUAAACUAAUUGGCUGUGCACUUGUUCUUUGUGCAACAUUGUUCUGUAAGAUGUUCACUGAGAUUUCUCUUGUUAUCUGAUACAAGUCAAGAGACUGAAAAUGUUCUUGCCACAUUUCUUUGCAUUUUAACCCUUUUGCUGGUCACUUGUGUAGUCUAAAUCUCACCUGUUAGGCAGGCCAAUGAUGCUGCAUGCAUCAUCCAAAAUGCAUAGAUUUUUCAUUGAAUUUAUUUUUGUUUACCAUUUACAGGUAAAAUUAUCUGACUAAGUGAUAAAAGAACAAAAUACUCUAUAUAAAUGAUAUGGGAUGGCUGAAAAUCAAUGUGGAAAGAUAAUAUCUUAUGCGGCAGUUCCCCGUGGUAGUGGUCUAACUAGUGUGACCGCUCAGGGUCAAGAGAAACAUCUUGCACCCCACGGCUGAUGUAGUGACACAAUUAGUGUCUUCGGCUGGCAAAAGGGUUAAAGUCUUUACUCCAUAACUUGUGACCUGAAUAUAACAAUCUGAAAAUAGAAAGUUUCUCUUUGCUGAUUUAUGAAUUUAUAAUUGAAGUUUUCCAAUAAAAUUUAUAAUUUAUAGAAAUGUUAAUGACAAUACAACCUGAUGACACUGUUAGGGUAAUCCUCUCUUGUGUUAGUAGUGAUGGUACAACUGUGGUGUUAAAUGUUAAAAGUUACAUUUCACUGUUGGAGUGAAACCAUUCUUUGUGUGGGAUUAUCAGUACAGUACUUGUAAUAUUCAUGAGUAACAUCUGCUAUCACUGACAGUAUCAAGUUAGAAAUUAUCACAGAUGCUAAGGAUUCUGUGAUGAUUUUAAUUAUAACCUAACACUGGUAAACUGCAGAAUUUUUUCUUUAAAUAGUCAAGUAAAUUAAACUAAAAACAGUAUACCGGUAUUGUUAAAGAAUUUUGCUGAUCUUAAUUCAUGUAAUUUUUUACCUAUUUAUUUGCAAUUGUUUAAUAAGUUUGUUAUUAUGAUAAAACAUUGUUGGUGUAGCCUGACAGGUGAACCAUCAAGCAAUAACAUCACUUAUUGUGCCAACUUAUUUACCUUUAUAUUAAUGACCUUCAUUAUGGUUUCAUGUAACCAGAACUCUUAUAAUGGCCUCUUUUAUCCUUUCCAUAAUUGUACUUUAGAAUUUAUGAACUCUUCAUCAAAGGGGACUUAGAAAUUGUAUGACUUGAGUAGUUUAUUUCUACAGUCUAUCCUUCCUUACAUGCCUCAUUUAUCCCUUUGUUAAGUAUAAAUUCCAAACAAGUGAAGAUCUUCUGGAGCUGAUAUACUGUACGUUUGUUAUACUGUAUAGGUUAUUAUAUACUUAUUGGGUCAUGGCACGAACACUUCCUCUAUUAUUUGCAGCAAUCUUCUUCCUGUCUUGCUAACAAAAGAAGGUAUUGUUCUGUCCAGGAAUAUGAAGCUGCCUCACUCUUCAAAAAAUACUUGUAUAGAAAGUAUAAAACCCACUAGCAAUGCCAAAUCUUUAUGUAUUUUACUUGACAUAUCUAUGUAAUUGGAAUUAUCAGCAUGUGCAGUCAUUAAUGUCAAUGUUUAUGGUGUCUCUUGGAUGAUGGGUCAAUGUUGCUGUCAUCUGUGUAAGUAUCUUAAGUUCUUGUUUAUAUUCUCCCACUCUAAAAUGUAUGUAGUGGUGGGAUGCUGUCAUUCUGUGUUGGUCUUCAUGUGAUGAGUUAUGUUGCACACACUGAUCCUUCACCAAACUUGACCUGGUAGUUGCUCUUGGGGAUACACAAUUACCUUCUCACUUAAGGUAGAUGAGGUUAGGAUCUCUGUGACAACAUCUCUCCAACUCUCAAGACCACAGGGAAGAACUACAAAAUAUCCAAUGUAGGAUUGAUGGAAGUUACUGGGCAGAUUAUCUUGUGGUAGUUAUUAACAGAUUCAUAGGAGAAUUACAUUGAUGGAAAUAUAGACCUGAACAUAAUGUAAGAUUUUUUUCUUCUUUGUUAUCUUGUGCCCUGGUUAUUGUGUUUGGUGGUGGCUGUGUUGGCAGUACUUUUCUUGAUGUGUAUUUUGUACAAACUCAUUCUGUCAUAUAGUAAGUCCUCUGUUAAUUUUUUUAUACCUGAUUGCUUUUAUAAUUUGUGGGUUUUACAGCAGAUGAAAUUGUAUUACUUAUAAAUAUUCAUUUCAAUAGAGGAAAUUGAUUUCCAAAAUCUCUAGUGGACUCUUAAUUGCCAUUGAAAGAAAGUUGAGGAUUGUUAGCACAAAUAUAAUACAGACUUAGCUAAAAUAUCUCACAUAACAUUUUUGGCAAAAUGUUUUAAUCAACAAAUUUUAUUGGUCAUAUUGUUGUGAGAAGAGCCACACCUGUGUCUCACCUCCAGAACAGUCAUCACAAGUGAGACAAAAUGAUGACGGAGAUUUUAUCAGUAAUGCAGAAUUAUGUUGCUUAUUAAGCCCUUUCACUGUGGUAAUAAUUUCCCAUUUUCUAAAGUCCCCCAUUCGUUAAUUUUUUUCCAAUUAUCAGUGAUAACUGUGACUGGUGUAAAGAUUGUCACCUAUUGUUGUACCAUACAGUGUUGUCACCUGGAGAAAAAGGCCUAAAGAGGUUUUUCAGGUGUGAAUUCAGUGUGUUGCUAUGUGGUGGGUAAGGAAACAAACAAAAACUAAUUUUGAUGCAAUAAGGUUAAUUUACUAAGAUCCGAAGUGUGUUGUACUUAUUGAUACUUAUACAGUACAUUAAUGUGAUAAGAGUGCAGUAAGCAAGUGGCGUGUAACUAACGUACAGUACAAGCAAAUGUUUUAGUUCUUUCAUUAUCAUAUACUUUUGCUAAUGUGAGGCUCGCCACUUACUGUGCUAAUAGUUACUACAUAUUGUACAAUGUACUGCUGUGCUGUGCUGCUCACGAACCUUAACUUUCCUUUUCUCAUUACCAGAAGAACUCAGCCACAGAAUUUUUUAAUGAAAGGAACAUUAAUAAUUCUGAGUUUCUUAAUGCUUACCUGAUAUAGUUAACCCACAAGUACAAAACAAAAAAUUUGCAUAGCUUUGUAUGAUGUAAUGAGUCAGAAUUGAGUAAUGUGAAAGAUGACUUAGUGCUCUAUUAAGGUCACCAGGAUUGGUUAAUAUUGAUAAAGACUAAACACAUACAAAUAAUAUCUGUGCACUUGGCAGUUGAGGAACACUGCAGGAAGCCUUUAUGAAAAGACUACAGUAUAUUGUAUACAGUAUUGGUGUAUCUCUGAUGGCAUCCUCUGAUAAUUCACUAGACUUCAUUUUGCAAUUGUCCAAGAAAUAUCUAUUCACAGUAAGAAAUAAGUGUUAAUAUAUGCGCCAAAUAUCUUGGUGAGAGUCUAAAGUUUGAGUCAGGGAUCAUCACAGAAAAAAGAUUCAAAGAUGGAGAAAUACAUUGAGGUGUAUUAAUGCAGCAGCAAGUGUGACCAGGAUUACAAAAUCAGUCACACUUGUUACUCAACAAACACAUAACAGCUGGUGUCUGGUAAGUGUUGGUGUAGUUAUCAGCAGCAAACAGCAAAAAUACAUAAACCCAUUAUUCCAUAGAUUUUAUUAAUUUUAUAACUUGGUUGACAGGAUGAAAAUCUAGCAUAGCAUUCCCUCACACUAAACCCCUUUUGAUGAUAGUGUUGAAUAGAUGUUUGUUAGUGGCUGAAAAGGAUUUUGAAUUUACAUUGUAAAUAGAAUCUUUGUUGUUUCCUGUAAUUUUUUUAUGAAUGAUGGUUCCAGGUAGUGUGACCAUUAUAUAUGUACAGUAUGUCUUUAAACCUUAUUCUAAGAAGUAGAUGAGAGACAUCAACAGCACUUAACUAAAACUAAGGUCUGAGACACUUUGGUGAGGGGGCUCUGUUUACUGGUAACAGAUCCUUUAUAUCCUUUCAUCCAUUCCUCACCCAGUAUCCUUUUCAGUGUUUAUUAAUGCAAAGAAAAUGGAGGAUAUGUUCUUUAAGACCUGACCCCAAACCUUUCCAUAGAUAUAAAUCAUUAGAACUGGUCCCCCAUCCCAUCUUCUAGUAGCCGUCAGUUAAAUUGGUGUCGACGCUUGAGCUAUAAAUACAAUAAUAAGGUUUACAUUGUUUAUACCCAUCAGUGAAAACUAAAUAUUACCUCAAUAUCCACCUGGUAAAAGAAUAGCAAUGUCCCAGCUUUACAAAAUUUAAGUUAUUACAUGUGUUAUGUAUGCCCCUUCUAAUAAGACCCCCCUCCCCUAUGCCUCCCUUUAACUGUUUCUUUCUAGCCUUCUAUUUCAAUGGGUCAUAGCAGAGGAUCAAAGUUGGCCUGGUGAUGUACUGGAGUGUGUGUCUUUCUCUGCCUAAAUCUGAUGUUUCUGGUAUCUAUCAACUGUGACUCCUGAACUUAAACAUAAAUUUGGGGUUUUUCAGAAUUGAUAUGACACUGAGUUUUAGAUCCAAAGGCACACUAUAAAUAUCUUUUUCUUAAACACACACACACACACACCCACCCACCCCCACCCACCCCUACCCCCUAAAACAGCAUGAUACUAACUUUGACCUCUUGACAUGACCUUAAAACUACAUUAGACGACUUAUACCUGAUCCUUGCAAUUACAUAUUAUUACAUCUGGACUGUUCAUAACAUACAGUACCUGUUAAGUAGUCAAAUACUUUAGAGCAAUAAAAAUUCCAUCCAGUGAUAUGUAGUAGGGUUUGUACUUUUCAUUUGGAAAUAGAAAUUUAUCAAACUGAUUUUUGGAUACAGAGUCUUGGUUAGUAGCAAAGCCCCGUAAAAAGUUUUUAGAGAAAUAAAUCGCUCAUCUUUAGGAAAUGUGUAUCAAGUGUUGUGUAGAUUGUGGUGAGUGCCG
Molecule: messenger RNA, 6789 nt
Organism: Homarus americanus (American lobster)
Lineage: Eukaryota; Metazoa; Arthropoda; Malacostraca; Decapoda; Nephropidae
Product: zinc finger and SCAN domain-containing protein 31-like
Exons: 9
Coding region: 155-1822 (555 amino acids)
Biological process (GO): regulation of transcription by RNA polymerase II
Cellular component (GO): nucleus
Molecular function (GO): protein binding
Source: RefSeq, a predicted model, not a curated record